Molecule: messenger RNA, 2100 nt
Organism: Letharia columbiana
Lineage: Eukaryota; Fungi; Ascomycota; Lecanoromycetes; Lecanorales; Parmeliaceae
Exons: 3
Coding region: 1-2100 (699 amino acids)
Biological process (GO): regulation of cell cycle phase transition; positive regulation of nuclear cell cycle DNA replication
Cellular component (GO): nucleus; Dbf4-dependent protein kinase complex
Molecular function (GO): nucleic acid binding; zinc ion binding; protein serine/threonine kinase activator activity
Source: RefSeq, a predicted model, not a curated record
AUGUCCAGCAGAAGAGUCCCUCUCGGAAAUGUUCCUAACGCUGCUAAUUCGCCCUUCCGUUCUGUAGCCGCUGCAACAUCCAAACGCUCAAGAGAACAAGUUGAAGCCCAAGACGACCUUCCCUACGACUUACAACCUCGAGCAAAGAGACAAGCUUUAGAAGAUGGCCGGACGAAUCUACGGACCUCUCCUAGAAAGCAGACAUUACAGUCCGCAGAAGGUCGAAUCUUUAACAGGCGGCCACUCAAUGCUCAGCCAACACCAUUCGAGAGAAAGCUUCUGGCCUCGGCAAAAGAGAACAAAGUCACACAAAGGGUAGAACAGAAGAUCGAACAGAGGGUACAGCAAAAGGUGGAAAGACAAGGGAAGGCGUCACAUGAAGCGUUGGAGGACAUACGACAAUGGCAACGGCAUUACAAGAGGUCUUUUCCGACCUUCGUGUUCUACUUCGAGAGCCUGCCUGAAGAAGUUCGAGUGAAAUGCUCAAAAUGGAUUCGGUCACUUGGAGCAAGAGAGGAGAAGUUUUUCUCAAAGGAGGUGACCCAUAUUGUUACUACACGACCCAUCCCCAGCGAUCACGAUCUCAAGGAUGGAACCGACCUCACUACCCUAUCAUCUACGUCUACAAGUUCACAGACCACCACUCAGCCACGCACGAUAAACCCAUCUUUGUUGGACCGUCAAAACGAGUUUCGAGGACAGCCGUUGCAACGAAACAAGUUUACGUUUGAAGCGGCUACAAGCAAGAAGACAGGCUUCAAUGGCAUCAACGAUGCGGUCGAGCCACGAAAGGCCAACUCCAGUAACACGGAUGUAUUGCUAAAAGCAAAAGAGAUGGGAAUAAAGCUAUGGCAGCUGGAGAAGUUGUCCCGAGUGGUCAACUCGAUGUUCGAUGUCCCCAAUGAGACCCAGGUCCAAAUUGGCAACGCGGCGCGCUCGAAAGGAGUCAACACUGCAGCCAGAGGCGAAAGGGAGCCUGAUUUGUCUCGUAUGCUCCGAAACGAGCGGCUCAAUGGCCCAUCGGAUCGCGACCCCACUGUUGCGUUGAGCGAGGUCAUACCAUUUAAAGGCCCUUUCAUCUACAUUCGAGACAUCGAUGAGAGAACAAAGCCAAUCAUGGUAAAAGAUUACCCCAGGCCGACCACCCAGGAAGAAGGAGAAUGGCCUCAAUUCCGAUCGGCGCGUCAUGGAAGAUGCCCCUUUAUCGAAGACCAAAAUCGACAGGAAUUCGAGGUCGAAAACAGGGCGAGAGCUGGAGAGCAGGCACUUGCGAGAGCGGAGACUCGGACGGCUCCGCGCACUCGUGCUGCAACCAUUCGAGAGGACGCUGAUGCCGAUGCGGCAAUGGCUGCUUCCCAAAAGCGACCUCUUGAAGAAAAAAGGAAGAUACCAAACACUUUCAUUCCGCCGCCAGCAAGAAUGCCGAAAAUGCCGACUCACGACUUUUGCCCACCUCCCAUAGAAACCCGGAGCCCCACUAAGGCAGCAAGGGAUACGAUCUCCAAUGCUGGCCCCAGACUCUUCGGGGGCGAGCCGGCAGCUUCAGGUUUACAGCAAUCAAACAUCACUUCUGCAAUCCGUUCUCAAAUGAUCUCCUCCACUGCAGCUGCCCCCGGCGCGAAGGCUGGCACAAGCAAGGAGGUCCAUGGGCUGAAAAGAAAAGUCUUAGAAAAGAACACUAGACCGCCUCUUAAUAGUAUUCAGACACGGCAAAGAAAUAUCGACCCGGCAGGUACAGCGCGAGCCGAGAAGAACAUUCCCAUGGCUAGACAGAAUCGGAGACAGGUCCCAGAAACUCUAAUACACAUCGACGAAGAAUCUACGCAAUCAGAAGAGGACGAGGAUGUUUGGUUGGCUGAGGAUCAACGGAGGAAAGAAAAGCAAAUGAGGAAGGCGAUGAAGGAGAAGGAGCUGAAAGGGAAGGACUUGAAAGAGGGAUAUUGUGAGAAUUGCCGCAAGAAGUAUGAUCACUUUGAUGAUCACAUUAUGUCAAAUCAGCACCGGAAAUUCGCUCUCACAGACGCCAAUUGGACAGAUCUCGACAAGCUUCUCGCCCAGUUGGGCCGACGUCUCAAGGAGCCAAAUUCCGACGGCUUUUGA